Messenger RNA from Fragaria vesca subsp. vesca, 1422 nucleotides. Its product is annotated as protein PAIR1-like. The transcript is spliced from 11 exons. Gene Ontology annotation, biological process: microsporogenesis; chromosome organization involved in meiotic cell cycle; meiotic DNA double-strand break formation. Bases 1 to 1422 code for a protein of 473 amino acids. The record is from RefSeq and is a predicted model, not a curated record. NCBI's taxonomy places the organism in Eukaryota, Viridiplantae, Streptophyta, Magnoliopsida, Rosales, Rosaceae. Gene Ontology annotation, cellular component: nucleus.
AUGAAGUUGAAGAUCAACAAGGCCUGCGAUCUCAGCUCCAUCUCCGUCCUUCCUCCUCACUCCAGGAGAUCAAAUUCUGUGCAACAUGGACCACAAGGUUCGCAGCUUCAGCUUCGAUCUCAACCAUCAGAACAGUCAUUUUCUCAGGGACUCUCAUCUCAGUAUGGCAUGUUUUCUCAGCUCUCGCAGACGUCUCUUGACGCUUUGACAGAUCAGAGGUCUCAAGAACGGGAGAACUCUGUGAAGAAAAUUUCUCGCUUACCCCUGAUUAGUCAUGCACGUGAAGAGAGUCAAAUGCAGAUGUCAAGACCUUCCAACAAUCUCACGCGCAAGUGGAGUUCUGCUUCUGGUUCAGAUAAUCGAUGUAAUAUCAGUGAGGAAUUGGAACAUCGUAUUGGGAUGAUGGAAACUUCAUUGAGCAAGUUUGGAAUGAUCUUGGAUUCUGUCCAGAGUGAUGUUAUGCAAGUAAAGAAAGGAACAAAAGAAGUUUCAAUGGAGAUGGAAGCAAUACAGCAGAAGUUGAUGGUUCAAGACAGCUCGCUGCAGUUAAUGAAUAAGGGGCAAGAGGAUCUCAAAGCCAGCCUUGAUGUUGGUAUCAAAUCUAUGUCGGAGCAACUGAGCAAAAAUGAAAAUCAAGAUAAGUUACAGGAGAUGUUCUUAGUGCUUUCAGCCUUACCAGAAAAGAUUGAAGCAUCCGUGCUGAGUUCACAAAAUAAUAUACACAGCUCCUUCAUCAAGGAAAUGCAGAAACUUCUUUGCAGUAUCCAAACAUACCAGAAUCAGAUGACAUACCCCAUCCAAACAUCCAAAGUGCCAUCUGUACUUUCACCAAAGGCACUAAAGGCUGCUGCCCCUUCUAUUCCACAAGUGGAGCAGACGCAGAAGAGGAAGUAUGUGAGAAAGUAUGUGAGGAAGUACAAAACACCUUCUUUACCAUCACCAAAGGGUGCUGCCUGUCACUCUGUUCCAGAAAAAAGGCCACAUCCUAUUAAGAAAGAGUCCGAGAGGCUUAAGUACCCUGCUCUUGAUUCCCACUCAACUGUACCCUCAACUGUACCUCCAAAGGUUUAUGUUCAAGCAGCUGUAGUUACAGCGACAGAAACAGGAGGCUGGAAAACUGUAAAAGCCGGAAAAGCUACUUCUAGUCAAAGGGUGCCCCCACAAGUACAAAAACCUAAUGGAUAUACCUCGGUGAAACAGAUGCUUGCAGUCUGCUCCUCCCAUGUGCUUUGUGUCCUAACCCAUGACUCCAACAUUAUGUGCUUUGAAUCCUUUGAUUGCUUUGGGGGUAUGUUUCUCCCCAUGCCCUAUUGGUAUAUCCUUCGACCUCCUAGUAGAGUAGCAGUUAUAGAUGUCCUGAGAGACACACUGAUAGCCUUAGAACUUUGGGUUCAUCCCUCAAUCGCUGUAAAGAACUGGUAA